UUAUUUAGCCUCGAAUUUAAUUAUUUUAAGGGUCACGAUCUCGAUGAGGUGGGUGCCGUUAGUGCUCCUGCCGUUGAUCGCCUCGGCGGCAACAACCUAUCAACAUCGGCAGACCUAUUCUAGUCUGCAAUGCCGAGUAAACGACCCACUAUCAUGUAAUCAAGCAAAAAGCGAGGUUUGCGUAUUUGUGAACGGGCAAUACCGAUGUGAAUGUCCCGUUGGAGUAUCCCGUCUCGCCGACGGUCGCUGCCUCGUCGUCAACGAAUGUGCUCGUCCAUCACUAAACGCUUGUCACAAGGAUGCUCAAUGUGUUGAUCUCGCAGAAGGAUACACGUGUCGUUGUAAUUCUGGAUUCGCUGACACAUCACCAGAUAAGGUUAACAAACCAGGACGUCAGUGUCAGAAGACAACGAAUGAGUGCGGAGCUAAACAGACUUAUGGUGUUGAUUGUGAUGAAAAUGCAGCUUGCGUGGAUACUCCAGAAGGUUUCCAAUGCGUUUGCCAACCGGGAUAUGCUGAUGUUUCCACUUCGAUCUCUAAACUUCCUGGAAGAAAAUGUGUUGAAUCGGUCAAUGAGUGUACUAACGGAGAGGCUGAUUGCUCUAACAACGCUGACUGUUUUGAUCGUGCUGAUGGGUACGAAUGCAAAUGUCGCCCAGGAUUUGUCGAUGCUUCACCAAACGUUGACAAGUAUCCAGGACGUGUUUGUAAUAAGCCAAAAGCACCGGAAUACUAUGGACAACAAAGUCGUCAACCACAGUGCUCUGAGGGUUCCGGAUGUGGACCAAAUGAAGAGUGCAGAUUCAAUACUGCCGGAGAAAAAGUUUGCCAGUGUAGACGUGGAAGUGUUCAACAAUCGAACGGAGUCUGCAAGGUUUUCAGUCAAUGUGAACAAGCUAAUGAAUGUGACAGAAAUGCAUUCUGCUCUAACACUUACGAUGGUCCAAAAUGCCAAUGUAAAGAUGGAUUCCUUGAUGUCUCACCCGAUCCAGUUAGACUCCCAGGAAGAAAAUGUCAACAAGUUCGUAAUGAAUGUGCCGAUGGAUCCCAUGACUGCUCUCAUCAAGCUGCUUGUCAAGACACCCCAACUGGAUACAUCUGUUCUUGCAAUUCCAACUGUAUUGAUGUCUCUUCUCGUUACAACUUGCCACCUGGAAGAAAGUGUAGCGUUGCUGCCAAUCAAUGUUCUGACAAAUCUCUCAACUCUUGCGAUGAAAAUGCUGAUUGCGUUCAACUUCCGGAUGGAUACACAUGCAAGUGCUUCGCAGGAUACGUUGAUGUCUCCUCAAAUGCCAAUCUUCCACCAGGCCGUGUCUGCACUCUUUCCACUGCUUGCCCAGCUCAACCAACUGAUUUGGUCUUCUUGAUUGAUGGAUCUGGAUCAAUUGGAUCAUAUGUUUUCCAGACUGAAGUUUUGCGCUUUUUGGCCGAGUUCACCGAGUUGUUCGAUAUUGCACCCCAGAAGACACGUGUGUCAGUUGUUCAAUAUUCUGAUCAAAUCCGUCAUGAGUUCGGAUUGGAUAACUAUUCUGAUCGUAAAUCUCUUCAAAAUGCUAUCAGAAAUAUUGAAUACUUGACUGGGCUCACUAGAACCGGAGCAGCCAUCGAGCACGUUGCAAAUGAAGCAUUCAGUGAGAGACGUGGAGCAAGACCAGUCGGACAAGUCUCACGUGUAGCUAUUGUUAUUACUGAUGGAAGAUCUCAGGACAAUGUCACUCGACCAUCUGACAAUGCUCGUCGACAAGAUAUCCAACUCUUCGCCGUUGGAGUAACCAACCACGUACUUGACGCAGAACUUGAAGAAAUCUCUGGUUCCAAGGACCGAACAUUCCAUGUUUCUGGCUUCGAAGAUCUUAACACUCGUCUACGUUCAGCCAUCCAACGUGUCGCUUGCCCACAUCAGAACAAUGAGGAUACUUAUAACAAGGGACCAUGUGAUCCAAGCAAUCAUAAUGGAUGUGAUAGAUCAUUGAAUCAAGUAUGCCAACAGAAGAAUGGAAAGUUUGUGUGCGCGUGCCCAGCUGGUUUUGAUAUCCAUCCAGUCACCAAGGUUUGCGGUGGAGAUAUUUGCAAUCCGGAGAUCGCCACGUCUUGCCCUGAUCCAGAAAUUUGUGAGAAAACUCCUUUCGGAAACUGGAGAUGUACUUGUCCAGCAGAUUUGGGAUGGAGAGAUCGGCUUACUGGAGUUUGCAAAAUUGGUGAGAAGCCUGUACAAACUUCUGAAUCAAAUGAUGAAUGCUCACCAAACGACGUUCACAGUUGCCCAGCAAACUCGAAAUGUGAAAAGGGAGCUGGAGGAGAAUUCAUCUGCAAAUGCGACGCUGGUUUCCAACGCAACGGGCGUACAAACAAGUGUGAAGCUCCAGGAACUUGUGAUCCAAGAAUGCCAGACUCGUGUGAUGCCAGAAAGAAAGAGAAGUGCCUUCCAGAUGGACGUGGAGCAUUUGCAUGCAUGUGUGAUAGACAUCAUAAGAGACAUCCAGUGACUGAUAUCUGCUUAAUUGACGAGUGUGCUGCUGGAGUUGCUGAUUGUGAUCCAAAUGCCAAAUGUACAGAUACUGAUGAAUCAUACAUCUGUACCUGCAAUGAAGGGUUCCUUGACAAAUCACCUGAACAGAACAAGAAACCAGGAAGAGUUUGCUCCAAACAACGCAAUGAAUGUUUGGAUGGAACUCACAAUUGCUCGAUGAAUGCUGAUUGUAUAGAUCUUCCAGAUGGCUUCUUGUGUAGAUGCAAAGAAGAUUUUGUGGACAUCUCACCAAAUCCAAAUGCAUUCGGAGGAAUUGACUGUAGAGCUCUUGUCAAUGAGUGUCUUAUUACAGGAGGACAUAACUGUCAUGAACACGCCAUAUGCAUUGAUACUCGUGACUCUUAUAAAUGCCAAUGCAAAGAGGGGUAUGUUGAUCAUGAUGAGCUUAGAAAUCCAGGAAGAACAUGCAAGAAAUUGAAUCAAAUCUGUGAAUCUGGAAAACACGAGUGUGACAAAAACGCUCGCUGCGUCGAGAAAGGAGCCAAUGAUUACGAGUGUGUAUGCAAUGCUGGAUUCAUUGAUAAGAGUCCACUUACCCAUCGCCCUGGAAGAAAAUGCGUUGAACCAAUCUGUUCGGAUGACUCCAAGCAUGAUUGUCACUCUGCUGCUAUCUGCGAAGAGAAUGAUUCAGUUCCAGAGAAAUAUACUUGCAAGUGUCGUGAUGGAUAUUUGGAUGUUGGAGCUGUAAUGGGUGGUGGAAAGAGCGGACGCGAAUGCAAAGAACUUGUCAAUGAAUGUCUUUCGGCUUCUCUCAACUCUUGUGAUGCAGCUGCCACUUGUAUUGACCUUGAUGAUGGAUACACUUGCAAAUGUCCAUUGGGAUCUAAGGAUGAAUCCCCAGUUCCGAAAUUGCCAGGAAGAUCAUGCAAGGGAUUAGUCAAUGAAUGCAAUAUUCCACAUCUUAAUAAUUGCUCUCACUUUGCCACGUGUAUUGAUUUGGAAGAAGGAUACGAGUGCAAGUGUAAACCAGAGUACCACGACCAGAAACCAGAGCAACCCGGAACUGAAUGUAAAUUCAUCAUCAACGAGUGUCUCGCUGAAAAUCUGAAUGACUGCAGUCCAAAUGCCAUGUGCAUUGACAAGAUUGAUGGGUACGACUGCAAGUGCAAAGCACCAUUCCAGGAUGAGAUGCCAUCAAAUCCAGGUAGAAUCUGCCGUUUCGAUGAGUGUGCUGAUCCAAAGGAUAACGAUUGUGAUAAGCAUGCAUUGUGUAUUGAUACUGAUGAUUCAUACACCUGCCAGUGCAAAGAAGGAUUCUUCGAUGAAAUCUCGGAUCCAAAGAAGCCUGGAAGAGUAUGCAUUGGUCUCGUCAUCGAACCACAAAAUCAAUCGGAAGAUCCAACAACUCCCGAUCCAAACACUAUCAAGUGCGGUAACGGACUUUGUCAUCUUGAUCUUGGAGAAGUGUGCGUCGGAGGAGCCACAUGUUCGUGCCGCCCUGGAGAAAGCCGUGACAAUGAGAAGGAGAAGUGUGUUCCAACAACUUCAAUUCCAUUGGUUGUCAGAGUUAUGGAGUAUGAUGGAGAGCCAAUUCAAUACAGAACUGAUUACUCAAAACCAGAUACUCAAGCUCAUAUCGAAAUUGUUGAUGCUGUUAAGAAGAGCGUUGGAAAGAUUAUUGGAAAGACUGAUGUUGCUCCAAGAUUCGUCACCACUGACGUCAACUAUAUCACAAAUCCAAAAGUACAAAACAGUGAAUGGGAUAAGGGACUUCUCGGAAAUGUGUCAGUACAUUUGGCUGGAAAGGAAGAAGUUGACAAGUGCAGAUUCUAUGAACAAUUUGCCGAAAUUGUUCGUGAAAUGGGAGGAAGAGUUGACCGUAUCAAGCUUUCCGAUGAUGCAGACCUUGAUCCAUGUAAGAAAGAAGAGGAGAAGAAGGGAAUCCCAUGUGGUAACACAUUCUGCUCAAUUGAACUUGGAGAAGAGUGUAUUGCUGGAAAAAUCUGUGGAUGUCCAAAGGGACAAAAGAGGAAGGAUGCAAACAGCCCAUGCCGUGCUGUCGAAUCAUGGAAUCUGCCACUUUAUGUGAUUCGUGACGGACAUGAGAAGAUCACAUAUUCCCCAUCCCUCUCGAAUCCAUUGAAUGACGAUCAUAAGGACUUGGUAUCAAGAUUUGAGUCUGGAGUUGCUCAAAGUUACGAUAAGACUCCAUUGAAGGGAGCAUUUGUGACAGCUGAGGUCAAUGAAAUCGAGAAUCCAGAGAGCAGAAAGAAGUCGUGGGAUACUGGAAUCUUGUACAAUUUCACUUCACAUUUCGUGAAAGGAAGUGUUGCAGAGCCAGCCAGUGUGUUCACUGACUUGAUUGAUUAUAUUCAGAAAAGAAAUGACUUUGAGGUCGGAAAGUCGAAACUUUUCAUCUCUCCAGAACAACUCAAUCCAUUCUCCAACUGUUAUCAUUCUGAUUGUCAUCCAGAUGCAAUUUGCAAAGAAGUUGGAAAGGGAUACACCUGUACUUGUCCAGAUGGUUUCCGUGAUUUGAAUCCAUCUCGUCCUGGCAGAAACUGUCUUUCAUACCGUGGAGUCAAUGAAUGUGAGAAACCUGAACUCAAUGAAUGCUCACCACAUGCUAGAUGCAUCGAUUUGGACUAUUUAUACAAAUGUGAAUGCAUCCGUCCUUAUGUCAACUCUGCUGUCGGAGAUGCUCUUCCAGGAUCUGUGUGCUCCAUCGAUUACUGUCAAGACGUCAACUAUUGUCCACUCAACUCUACUUGUGUGAAUGUAGAUGAGCAGGCUCGGUGUGAUUGUAAACCUGGAUUCGUGGACCUUCGCAAAUCAGGACAUCUUUCCGAGGCUGGACUAGGAGAAUCAAUUUGUAGAAGACAAUCGGAUAUUGAUGAGUGUGCUCUUGGUCUUCAUAACUGCUCAGCUGCUGCUAUUUGUAUCGAUAAGAAGAUUGGAUAUGAAUGUCAAUGUCAAGAAGGAUACGAGGAUGGAAAUCCAUCACAACCUGGACGCAUCUGUGCUGCCUCACUUUGUGGUUUGUGCAACGGACAUGGAGAUUGUAUCCAUGACGCACUUUCAUCCAAUGUUACCUGUGCUUGUCUUGACGGAUACACUGGACAAUUCUGUGAAACUGCUCCAUCGAAUCUGCCACUCAUCCUCAUGACCCUUCUUGCUCUUCUCUUCCUUCUGCUCACUCUUCUUUGCUGCCUCUACAUGUGUGCUCGAUGCAGAUGCUUCGGUGCUCGUGGAAGAAGUGAAGGAUCUGCUAGUGGCCAGGAGAUUCUUGGAUCCGAUUACUACACGAUACCACGUGCUAAACUAGCCAGACCACUUUAUGGAGAUGAGAUGGGAGAUGAUCAUGCAGGAGCACUCGCUGCUUAUUUGGAUGAUGGAGCAUCUAUUUCAUCUGAUGGAAGUAUCGAAGAGAUUGAAAGAAGAGUCACAACUGAUGUUACAACUAGAGAAGUCAGAACUACAACUGUUAGAGAUGAUGAUGGAAAUAUUAUCAGUCAGAGUCAGACAAUCUCCCAUGGAAACCCCCAUGAGACAGACACUGAGCAAUAUGGAAUGAUAUCUUCUGAUCAUUACAAGACAUCUGCCUCAGAGGCAAUGGAUGCUGCCAUGUCUACGUCCGCCUCCGGAGCCGCUUACAAUCAAAGCUCCGGUGCAAUGAUGAGCUCUGCAUCUGGACAUAAAUCUGCAUAUAAUCAAGGAUAUGCAUCAGAUUCUGAAGACUCUGAUGCUGGACAUGCAGUUUAUGAUAGAACUACAAGGACGAAUCAGUCACACGAUUUCGAGCCAGGAGCAGAUCCAAGAACUGGAACGGAACGAUCAAAACGUGAAUUUGUGACAACGACCAAAGCAGAAGAAGUCAACUAUUUCUAGAUUACUUACCAUUAUUUUUUAGUUGUGUGCUCAAAAACUUUUUUUGCUCCAAUUUUGUACAUAUUCAAAACAACACCCCCUCCCAACCCAUUGAAUUACGAAGUAUCAAAUACACCGCUAGAAUUCUUUGUUUCGUGUUUUUAUUUUAAAUUUUUAUAUUUUUCUAGAAAGAAAUGCAUUUCCAAACCAAUCAAUAAUAUCCAGAUUUGCAAUAAAUCCCCGUGCUCAUUUCCUCUGUUCUUUUCUCCGAUUGUUUUUCAUUUCAAACAAUUCCUGCCAUCCAAAAAAAUAUUUCUUUCUCUAGAAACUUUCAUAAAAAAUAUUUAUCGUUUAUCAUUUUUGCCAGUUUUCUAAUUUUUGUUCUCAGUUCAAUAAAAAUUGAUGUUUCUCUUUU
Caenorhabditis elegans is the source of this 6752-nucleotide messenger RNA. RefSeq names its product Transmembrane matrix receptor MUP-4 (gene mup-4). The transcript has 20 exons. Gene Ontology annotation, cellular component: hemidesmosome; cytoskeleton; plasma membrane. Gene Ontology annotation, molecular function: calcium ion binding. Lineage: Eukaryota; Metazoa; Nematoda; Chromadorea; Rhabditida; Rhabditidae. The record is from RefSeq and is marked reviewed. The coding region runs from base 44 to 6358 and encodes 2104 amino acids.